This is a messenger RNA of Gasterosteus aculeatus aculeatus (three-spined stickleback), 3357 nucleotides long. RefSeq names its product ankyrin repeat and EF-hand domain containing 1a (gene ankef1a). The record is from RefSeq and is a predicted model, not a curated record. Lineage: Eukaryota; Metazoa; Chordata; Actinopteri; Perciformes; Gasterosteidae. Gene Ontology annotation, molecular function: protein binding.
AAGAUGAAGCAGUUUUAAUUAUUUUGCUAAAUUAGUCAGAAUUACGUCAUAGAUGUGUCGAAAAAAGUCCGACUUGACGUGACGUAAUGACGAAGUGUCAAGAGUUUAUUCGUGUAAGAUAAAAAACGAAUCGGUCUACGUCAUCGAUGCAGAUGCGGUGGUGCGAGUUAGUGGCACAAACAUCUGAUGGAGAAUCGGAGGAAACCUCACUCCAGCAUGUCGAGGAAAUGCCAUUUUAAGUACCGUUACCCUGUAUUCCUUUGCUUGUGUUUAGUUCACCUGUUUGCGUGUACUUCUGCCUUUUCAACGUAUAGAUUUCAAAACGCACAUGACACGCUUUGCGAUAAGCUCAGUCAAAGCGUUUCCUCCGCGCGGUCGCGUUUGGAGCCGCAGCCUUCUUAUUACCGAGCUCCUCAGCGGCACCUGAACGCAGCACCGGACGGCCCCAAAACACAGGUCGCGCUUCCCGGGAUUUUCCCGCGUGCCGUUGCCAUGGAGAUGAGUUUGUCUCUUUCCCCCGGCUCACACGGAGUGAGUGGUUGUGCUUGAACGUCACGUUAAAACCCGGCGUGCCCGUGACUGCCGUCGCCGCCCCGACGAGCUUCGGAGCGGCCGAGUGUGAGCACCUUUAAUUGAGGUUUCCCGCACCGCCCUUCCGGCCCCGUGAUGAGCUGCCGGGCGGCAGAGGGCCGCCUGCAGGUCCUUCAGAUCUACCGCUUGCUGCAGUGCGUCCAUGAAGGCAACAAGGAGCAGAUAGAGAAGAUGGUGAACCUCGCGGUGGAAAACCUCAUCAACCUCACGGAGCCGCGAGGCGGCACGGGGGCUCUUCAUGUGGCGGCGUCAGCUAACAAUCGGGACAUGGUGAGCUUCCUUCUCUCUCUGGGAGCGCACCCUGACAUCCAGGACGGGAACGGCCACACUCCGGCUAUGUUAGCUGCUGAGCUGGGCAAUGAUUCCAUAAUGUCUCUGUUGGCCCAGCGCCACGCUGAUAUGGGCCUUCGAGACACUGAGGGGAAAGGUGUGCUCUUCUACUGCAUCUACCCCACCAAGGGUCACGCCCGCUGCCUGCAAAUAGCUCUGAAGGGCCGGGCAGACGUCAACAACGUUUCGGCGCAGGGAACUCACGUCUUCCAGUCAAUGUGUGAAAAAGCCCAGGAGUGCAGCCCGAUGUGUCUCAUCGUGCUUGUUGCAGGUGCAGAUCCUAACGCAACAAAUCAGAAAACGGGUGUCACGGCGCUGAUGGAGGCGGCCAAGGCGGGCUCCCUGCGGCUCCUUAAAGCCAUUCUCAGGAAAGGGGGAAACCCCAACGCUCUGGAUCGAAGACUCCUCACAGCGGUGCACUAUGCCGCCAUGGGGGGCUUUUUAGAGUUGAUUCAGGUGCUGUCGGCACACUCAGCAGACAUGGGGGUGAUGAACCAGGAGAACUGCACGGCCCUCCACUACGCCGCCGCCACGGGCAACGCUGGCUGCUGCAGGUUCCUGGCCCAGAGAGGUUGUAACCCCAAACUGAAGAACCUGGAUGGUUUGCUGCCGCGUCAGAUUGCCAGAGACGCUGGUCACAAAGCAGCAGCCAAGGAGCUGAGGAAGGCGGAGCGGCAGCAGGGGAAAGGCAGCAAAUCCAACAGCGUAGGCCUCACGUCAGAUGUUUGGGCCCUGAACCUCCACGACUGGACUCACGAGUACGAGGCUGAAUUGCACCAAGCCUUUGGCAGCAGCUCGGCCUCCGUUACCACCGACGUGUUUAUCUCAGUGCUGGAAAUUCUGAAAGCUCCAGUUGGACCAGAGCAGCUCAAGACGGUGAUCUCAGCACACGAGGGAAAAGAGGGCUGCGUCAACAUUAAUGACUUCAUCAAAGGUGUCAAGUACAUCAAGAAACCAUUCCUCCACUCCUCCUAUAUGCCGAAAAAGAAAAAGGGAGAGAAAAAAGGAAAAGGAGGCAAGAAGAAGGGUAAAUUUGACCUCCCCUUGCCCAUUUGCACCCUCCCACCGGAGCUCAUGCCCCGGCGGGCGGACGGAGGUCCACCCCACUUCAUGAUCAAGACAUACUUCAACUGCUCGGACACCCGCCGGUUCGACCGCGAUCAUCCGCCACAGCAUCCCAUCAUGAAUGACUCAGGAUGGUAUUUGGAAAAGCCAGAGGACGUCUACGCCAACAUCAGCUACUGUGUGAAGAGCGGAGACCUGGAGUCUCUGGACCUCGCUCUCAAUCAAGGGGUUCCUGUGGAUGUCCAAGACCAGUUCUACAAGACCCCGCUCAUGGGGGCCUGCUGCUCCGGCAACUACGAGGUGGCUCAGUACCUCCUCAGUCGGGGGGCGGAUGUGAAUGUGUGUGACCAGUUCUUCUGGACGCCCCUCCACCACGCCGCUCGCGCUGGCCACGUGGAACUCGUUGAACUUCUGGUGGCGGCCGGGGCCUCCAUCGAGGCCCGGGCCCUCGGCGGAGGGACGCCCCUCAUCAGAGCCAUCGAGAGCUCUCGACCCUCCUGUGUGGACUUCCUCAUAAAGGCCGGCGCCAGUGUCACCGCAGAGAACAAGAAAGAACAAAAUUGCCUCGACAUCGCCAGAGCUUUUGCGGACUCAAGGAUAAUUGACUUGGUCAAAGACAAGAUGGACUCCCUGCCCAAAGCAAAGGAGGCGGCGAAGGGAAAGGGGGCCACGGCUCAAAAGGCUAAACCUGCUCGGGAAAAGGACGUUAUCGCAGAAACCUCGGCGCACGCGGAGCCACCGGCAGCCGCUCGUCUUCGGAGGGAUUCCAGCAGCGUCCCGCUGCUAAACACCAGGAUUACGAGCAGGAGAACCAACGCAGUGGAUAUCGCCUUUGUGCCGAAAACGGUUUGGGGGAAGCCGCCCACCACCAGCCAGCUGAUGUCCAAGAUGGAGAGACGGAAGGAGCUCGUGUCCCCGGAGGUGGACUUUGACGACUUCAUGAUGCCUUUCAGCCAGAACAUAGAGAAGCUGCAGCCGGCAACAACCGCGGACAAGACCCCGAGGAGGUCCGGCACCAAGAAAUACUCUCCUCACACUCUGUCUGUUACCUGAGCCGACGGGCCGCCUGCGUCAAUCACAGACGUUUGAUUCACCGCGAAUAUCUAUUGAUCAUCACGGCUGUUUGUCCGCAUCAUGUUGCUAAACGUCGUCGGUAUCAGAAGAACGUCAAUAACUGUUGUUAAAGGACUUGUCAUUUCCUCACAAUAAUCUGUUUUCAUUAGGACACAACAAAUCGUAUUUUUGGAGCCCAUUCAGUAGUGUUCAGUAUACCCACAAUGCUUAGCAGAUACUGUUUGUACGCGAGGAGAACACAUAUAUGUACAUACUGUAUAUGAUUUAAUACACUGGAACUGAUUCAGCACGGUUAAA